AUGAAAGGAGAUGAUACAAGGAAGCAACCAUACCACAAACAAUAUAUUAAAUUUCCUCUAUUUGUCAUAGCUUUGAAAUUGUUUGGUAGCUUCACAGACAUUUUUAAUCAUGGACAUGGUUUGAAGUUCAUUGAAGUGAACACUUACAACGAUUUAGCAGUAGUGCAAUUUUUUUGUUAUCCUAAGAAUUCAAUCUUAUAUGAACAAACUCACAACAAAUAUCAACAAGAAAUUCUACCUUGGAAAAUCCUUGCAAAUACAUUUUCAUUUUGUAACAGAAAUAUUCCAAUUGCUACAGCAUCUAUGAAAUGGAAGAAACUUAAACGUGGAUUCUGUAUCUGA
Clunio marinus is the source of this 342-nucleotide messenger RNA. The record is from the annotation of a GenBank genome assembly. Lineage: Eukaryota; Metazoa; Arthropoda; Insecta; Diptera; Chironomidae.